Messenger RNA from Wasmannia auropunctata (little fire ant), 2299 nucleotides. It is a transcript of the gene Aldh-III, whose product is annotated as aldehyde dehydrogenase, dimeric NADP-preferring. Gene Ontology annotation, cellular component: cytoplasm. The transcript has 13 exons. Lineage: Eukaryota; Metazoa; Arthropoda; Insecta; Hymenoptera; Formicidae. Gene Ontology annotation, molecular function: aldehyde dehydrogenase (NAD+) activity. Gene Ontology annotation, biological process: aldehyde metabolic process. The record is from RefSeq and is a predicted model, not a curated record. Bases 311 to 1987 code for a protein of 558 amino acids.
AUACAUAUCUCGAUUUACGUCUAAAGUCUCUAAAAAGAAAAACGCAACCGCGUGCGAUUAAUUAUAACGAAGCGCCCGAAACGCGGUAGCUGAACGCGACGGUCGACGCGCGACCGUCGAUUAACAUUUCUCUAAAAGAAUGUGCUGCGAGAAACCGGAAAAAUUUAUGACGUCGUUCAGUUCUUCGGAUCUCCGUUUGUAAACAUAAGAAAAAAAAAUAGCACCGCGGCAACGUGUUGCAGACGUUCUUACGCGGCAGAAGCGGCUUAUUCUUGCAUUGGAUGACAAUCUGGUGUCCGUGCGGUAAUAAAUGUCUGAACUCGAAUCGAGCACGCCUCAUUCAGGAUCGUCAAACAUGUCUGAAACAAUACUGGAUAUCCCGGCGGACGUCGCGGAAGAGUCGGAUACCUGCCGCAUCGACAUGCAAGCGGCUGUUUUAACCGUUUCCGAAUCGUUGCAAACAAAUGCUAAACAAAUCCCGAUAAAUUAUGCUGAAUUAGUUCAGCAGUCGCGGGAUGCGUUCAACAGCGGAAAGACAAGGCCGUUAGAAUGGAGAAUCAAACAAUUAAAACAGCUUAUACGCAUGUUGUCGGAAACUUCGUCAGAAAUAACAGCAGCGCUGACAGCAGAUUUGCGUAGGUGCAAGUUCGAAACCUCCGUGCUGGAAGUUGAUUAUACAGUCCAAGAGAUUAAGUACAUGCUCAUGAAUAUUAAAGAAUGGUCAGCAACAGAGAAGCCGCCCAGAUCACUGGCGAACUUUUUCGAUAAUGUGGAAAUCCGGAAAGAUCCCUACGGAGUUGUAUUGAUCAUGGGCGCGUGGAAUUAUCCCGUUCAGCUGAAUGUACUACCUAUGAUGGGCGCUAUCGCAGCUGGAAAUUGCGUGAUUGUGAAGCCCUCCGAGAUCUCAGCGGCUACGGCGAAAUAUUUAUACGAGACCAUACCGAAAUAUCUGGACACGGAAUGUUGCCGUGUAAUAAUGGGGGGAGUCUCGGAAACGACAGAGCUACUCAAGCAACGUUUUGAUUAUAUUUUUUAUACUGGAUCUUCUACGAUUGGAAAAAUCGUGCGGAAAGCUGCCAAUGAGUUUCUCACACCUGUUACAUUGGAGUUGGGUGGAAAGAGUCCCGUGUACAUAGAUAAUACAGUGGAUAUGGCAAUGGCGGCAAAGCGCAUUUUAUGGGGUAAAUGCAUCAACGUUGGCCAGACUUGUAUUGCACCCGAUUAUAUGUUAUGUACACCCGAGGUACAAAGUAAAUUCAUAGAGGAGGCUAAAAAGGUUUUACAGGAAUGGUACGGCAACAAUCCACGAGAGGCUUCCGAUUUGGCGCGCAUUAUUACAGACAAACAUUAUCAGCGGCUUGUCAAUUAUUUAAAUGAUAAAAGCAAGAUUGCCAUUGGUGGUGACGUAAACCCCGCGGAAAAGUUUAUUUCGCCUACAAUACUUGUUGAUAUCAAACCAACGGAUCCCAUCAUGCAAGAUGAGAUAUUUGGACCGAUCUUGCCUAUAAUAAACGUUAACAAUGCAUACGAAGCAAUUACCUUCAUCAAUAGUCGUGAAAGCCCACUCGUACUAUACGUAUUUUCCACGAGCAAGGGGGUACAAGAUCUAAUUAUAGACCAGGUCAGCAGCGGAGCCGUGUGUGUCAACGACACGGUAUUGCAAUAUAGCGUUGAAACUCUACCCUUCGGAGGAGUAGGAAAUUCUGGUAUGGGAGCCUACCAUGGGAAAUUCACGUUUGAGACAUUUACACACAAGAAAGGUUGUUUGAUUCGGAAUUACAACAAAAUUGCGGAGAUGGUGGCUAAAUCUCGUUUUCCGCCAUAUUCCGAACAGAACUUGAAGUUGCUCAGACUUAUGAUCGAAAGAAGACGUGGUCUGCCCUUUUUGAAGUAUUUACCGUAUGUACUCAUAUUCGGUCUCGGGAUGCUCGCCACAGUCGGAAUCAAAGCUGCAAUGAAGGAUUUUAACACGGAGGAACGGUUGUAACACCGCCAAUAUUACGCAGCGCCCUUAAAUGCAACCGCAGAAUUAAUUUACACAGUUAUUACGAUUUUUUUUACGAUCAAUCUCUACAACAUGAUGAAGAAUAUAAGAAUUGAACAAUGUGUUUUACAUAUGGAUAUUAUAUUUAUAUAUUCUGUUAAAUAUAAAUAGAUGCUUUACCGCACAUAUGUAUAUAUAAAAUAUAUGUUCGAGUUUUCGUGGAGAGAUUAUUAUGUUAUGGUAUAUAGAAAAAAAUGGACAACUUUUUUGGUGGGGUAAGCUCGAAUAAGUUUUACAAUAAAUCUGUUGAUUAAA